UCGACGUGUACGUACUCAUUUAAGUGAAAACGCGGUGCGAACGCAACUGUUCCGAAGCGGCGAUGCUUGUACGCGAGUUGCGCUAAUUAACAUUUUGUUUAUAAACAAAAAAAAGCCGGGACGCCAAAAAUAAGCUAUACACGCCCGUUCGCAGGUGAAAAAUCGAGUAGAUUAUAGAAUAAAAUGCAGCGAUGGGCGGCAACAGAAGUUACAGUGUGAGCAGCAAUGGCAGCACGAGUAGCGGUGGCAGCAACACUAGCGGAAAUUAUAGCGAAUACAGCGCCGCCGGCAGUGACAAGCUAUGCAAGGCGACGGCAACAACACCAAAGUUGGUAUACAGCCGAACUGCCAGUCAGCGAGGAUUAGGAGGAGGAGUGACAAUGGCGCCACAGCAGCAGCAGCAGCAGCAAACGUACCAACGGGUGCGGCCACGACGAAUUAUGUGUCGCUGUUGCCUGUCUGAGCAGCAGCAGCCCACAACACGCCAGUCACUGGAGUCAUGCUCUGAUGAGGAUGCCCCACUCGUGGAGUUUGUGCCGCUGGACACCUUGGCCAUGGUGGAUUUGCGCGAUGAUAAGUUCAUAACUUCGUCAACAACCGGCAGCGGCAGUGAUUCAUACAAAUCGACGUCGGCCAGAACAGUAUCGGCUAGAGGAAACAAAGUCAAUGGCAUGCCAACAACAACAGCAACAACGUUGGCCAACAGUAGUAGUAGUAAUAGCAGCAGCAGCAGCAGUAGCAGUAGCAGUAGUAUCAGCACCACAACCCUGCUCGAUUGCUUGAACGCGUGUGCGCGCAUUGGCGCUUCGCUUGCGGACAUUGAACUGCCCCAGCACAUCUGUCUCGAUUGCUGUCAUACGCUGGAGAUGUGCUGCGAGUUCAUACGCUGCGUACGGAAUGCGGACAAAAUUCUACGCAGACGUUGUGCAUUGCCGGCAAAACGGGUGCGACAACAACAACAACAGUUUUUGCAACAGCAGCAACGGCAAACACCAGAAAUACCGGCUACGGGCAGUGAUGUGUAUGGUGAGGAGGGGCCAGCAGCGAAACGUAGGCGUCGUCGCGAAGAGAAAGUUCAGCAAGAACACCGCUUAAGUGUCGGUCGUGCCGGUGUCAGUGCAAAAAGUAUCGGCUACAACACGCCCAUAUCAAUAUCCUUGCCGAAGUCAGUGGCUGCGGCGCCGACAGCGACAGCAGCAGCAGCAGCGGCAGCGAUUACAACGACUAAGUGCGCAGAGAGGGAUGAAUUACUGGACAUUAGCCCAGCAUUGGAUGGUGCGGAGUGUAGUUUUGUGCGUUCAUUUGACAGCGGCAUUGAAAUCGACGAAGACUUGUGUUCGGUGAAAUCAAGUGAUUGUAGCGCGAAUGAGCAUCCCGUACGCUGUCAUCUGGCGAAAUAUGAAGGCUACACUUAUGUGGUCGCCGAAAUGCUUUCACAUGAUCUCGAACGUUUUCACAGGAGUGGGCGCGCGCAGACUGCAUCUGGCGCUCCGGUGACAUACAAAUGCGGUUUCUGCAUUUAUGAGUGCAGCGUGCGGCAGGAGCUGAACAAACAUUUGCAAAUACACUUGGGCCCGCCACAACACAGCUGUCGCAAGUGCAAUUUCGUUGGCCACUUCAAAUUUUUACUGGCACAGCAUAUGCGUAAUGCACACCACUGUGCGCUGGAGCCGAUUGGAACGGGUCAAGAAGUUUGCCAAAAGAAUGCCGAGAGGGGUGGCGGCGAUAUCGCGCGCAGUAACCAAGUAGCGGGAGCAGCAGUGGAGGGUCCAAAAUACCACUGCCACCUAUGCGGGGAAUGUUUUGUCAAUUAUGAUGCCUUGCAACAGCAUCGAAAAUCGCACAAAGUUUUUUGUAAAUGCCCAAUGUGUGCGUUCAAAAGUUCGACGCGCGAAAAUGUGCUGGAACAUAUGGCUAAAGAACACAAAGUACUUGUGGAGCGGCGUUUGAUUGUAAAAUAUAUACCGCUUCAACGAAUUAAUGCCGAACAAUUGCAAGAACUGGCUGCCACAAGAAACACGAGCGAGUCUACAGAAUUGAAAUUAUUACCAAAGGACAAUAAAUAUCGCAAACAUUUAUGCCAAUUUUGUGGCAAAUGCUUCGAUCGUCGCUUCCAUUUGCUUAAGCACGAAUAUGGCGUGCAUCGUCUAGAAAUCGAACAGACGAACAGCGCCGAUGCCACGACGCGUGCAAAACUGGCCAUUUAUGGUGUUGGUGGUGGUGGCACCUCAACAAAGCAUACCAAACUCAAAUAUUUGCGCCAACGCAACGCCGUGCAAGCGGCACGCCAGCAACGCUGCAUCGAGGAGCUCGCGCAGCUGGACGACCAGCAGCCAGGCCAAGAUAUUACAAGCAAAUUUCAAUGUGAAAUUUGUGCGGCCGUAUUCAUGUUCAACUUCGAAUUGAAAUACCACAUGCGUACGCACAAAAUUAGCACGCACACCCAAACCGUGGAGGGCAAGGAACUAAAUGAUAAGCGUACCGGCACGCCUACUCCUCCCUUAACGCCAACUGCCACGGCGAAGUCUAUGCAGCAACUAACAGGAGUUAGCACAACAACAGAACGCGGCGCACUGCAAGCAGUGGAAAACAAAGCGAAGUAUGGAGAUAAGUGCGCAGAUGCAGAUGGAGAAGGUGGCGAAAGUGAUGGUGAUGCUGAUGGCGAUGCUGAUGGCGAUGAGUAUGCCGUUGGUGAAGCUGAGGAGGACACAUUAAAGUAUGCGCAUGGAUAUUCGAAUAGUAUGGAUGCCACCUUGCCCGGCUUGGCGGGUGGCGUUGAUUUGGAUUUGAUGGCAUUGGUGGCACCGGAAAUGUCGCCAUUGGAUUCACUGGAUGCUAGUCCAACCAGCAGCAACAACAGUUUCGACAUCAACUACGAUGAUCAGUUGUACUUGAAUGAUUUCGAUUUGGGCCUGCUGGACUGCGGUGCAGAAUUUGGCGGAUUUUAGUUGUUGCCGUAAAAAUAGAUUUUAAUUAAUAGUUACUUAGUUUUUUUUUGCAUUUUGUGUUUGCUUGUUUUGUACGAGUUGGAGAGUUAAGACAUGGAAAAUAUUUGUGUUUUUGUGUAUUCGAGGAGAACAAAAGUCAGAGACUGAGUAAAUUGAAAAGCAAUACAAAGACAAUUGUUGCAAUAUUUUUUUUUGUUUUUUUUUUGUUUCAUUAAAUUCAAUGCAUUAAACAAAUACACACGCACGCACGUAUAAUAUAGUAUUAGAAUUAAUUUAGAGAUUGAAAAGUGACAGGCGUACAAACAUUUUCAGAAAUGCGUCAAAAAUUUAAAUCCAUAAACUUAAGCAAUCUAACUCACGUUUUUGUUGUAAAUUGCACAUUUCUAGUAUUUUUUUUUUUGUAGCUUAUUUGCGCAAUUAAUUUUUACACUUUUUAGCGUUUAAGUUUUGCAAAUCGUCAAUAUUUUUUAAUUACCCUGUAUUUAUUACUGUUUACAAAAAGUAUACAGAUGCAAUACUAACG
Molecule: messenger RNA, 3471 nt
Organism: Anastrepha ludens (Mexican fruit fly)
Lineage: Eukaryota; Metazoa; Arthropoda; Insecta; Diptera; Tephritidae
Exons: 8
Coding region: 192-2948 (918 amino acids)
Biological process (GO): regulation of transcription by RNA polymerase II
Cellular component (GO): nucleus
Molecular function (GO): zinc ion binding; DNA-binding transcription factor activity, RNA polymerase II-specific; sequence-specific DNA binding
Source: RefSeq, a predicted model, not a curated record